UGUAUCACGCAAAGGAGCAAGGGAUAUGGAAAAAGGCAAAAAAGAAUUAGCGUUAUAAAGAGACGCUGAUAUGCAGGAAUAAAGUUCAUUGCUCAAUCAUAGUUUUGUUGGGAUUAUUGUAUAUUGUUGUAACCGUUUUGUUUACUAAUUUUAUACUAUAAAUUAUGUAAGCAAUUCAGCAUUUUAUAUAGCAAAAUGAUGGGAGGAGUGUUGUUGGUGAGCUUGGUGCUGACGGUGGUCGUUACUGAUAAUGGAGUUGUGGCGUCGGCGAAGGUUCCGGCGAUGUUUGUGUUCGGAGAUUCGUUGGUUGAUAACGGCAAUAAUAAUUAUCUGAGCUCUAUUGCUAAAGCUGAUUAUUAUCCUUAUGGUAUCGAUUAUGCUAUGGGUCCUACCGGCAGAUUUUCCAAUGGCAAAACUUUUGUUGAUUUACUUGGAGAGAUGAUUGGUGUUCCUUAUCCUAUAGCCUACUCAGAUCCUGCUGCAACAGGAGCUAGAUUACUUGGGGGAGUUAAUUAUGCUUCAGCAGCCGCUGGCAUCCUUGACGAGAGUGGCCAACAAUACGGAGAAAGGUACAGCUUGAGUCAGCAAGUAUUGAAUUUCGAAUCAAAUCUAAAUGAACUACGGCGAAUGCUGAACGGAACAAAUCUUACAGAGUUCUUAAGCAAAUCACUCGCUGUUUUGGUGUUCGGAAGCAACGACUACAUCAACAAUUACCUUAUGCCUUCAAUUUACUCGUCUAGCUUCAACUAUAGUCCUCCGGAAUUCGCCAAUCUUUUACUAAAUACCUAUGCUCGUCAGCUCUAUGCAUUAUACAGUGUAGGGUUAAGGAAAUUCCUGAUAGCCGGAAUAGGACCCCUCGGAUGCAUACCUAAUCAAAGAGGAAGUGGCCAAUCCCCUCCCGACAGGUGUGUCGAUUACGUGAAUCAAAUACUUGGCAGCUUCAAUGAAGGACUAAAAUCCCUCGUUGAUCAGCUUAAUAAAUCAUGCAAGGGUUCGAUCUUUGCGUACGGAAACACGUACGCUGCAGUCGGAGAUAUUCUGAAUAAUCCUAGUACUUAUGGAUUUAGUGUUGCCGAUAGGGGUUGUUGCGGAAUCGGAAGAAACCGAGGGCAAAUAACAUGCCUUUCUUUUGUGGUUCCAUGUGCAAAUAGAAAUAGUUAUGUGUUUUGGGAUGCCUUCCACCCCACGCAAGCUGUUAAUUCAAUUCUUGCUAAGCGGGCAUACACCGGAACACCUAGGGAUUGUUAUCCCAUCAACGUCCAACAAAUGACUCUCUUCUAUUCAUAUUGA
This is a messenger RNA of Mercurialis annua (annual mercury), 1290 nucleotides long. Its product is annotated as GDSL esterase/lipase At1g71250. Lineage: Eukaryota; Viridiplantae; Streptophyta; Magnoliopsida; Malpighiales; Euphorbiaceae. Gene Ontology annotation, molecular function: hydrolase activity, acting on ester bonds. The coding region runs from base 196 to 1290 and encodes 364 amino acids. The record is from RefSeq and is a predicted model, not a curated record. The transcript has 3 exons.